AUGUCGCUCGCGAUGCGCGGCGCGCUCGCGGACUGCGCGCCGUCCACGGGGACGAUCGCGUGCACGGGCUCGCGAACUCGGCGCGUGGGUAGGUACGAGCGCGUCGCGCGAUGCGACGGUGGAUCGAACGCAUCGCGGGCGAAGACGCGCUCGAGGGCGAUCGCCGAUGGGUCGCUGUUGGCGUCGCCGAAGAGCACGCGGAGACGGCCGGAGGACAUCGUAAACGGAGAGGUGAGCGGGUACGAGGUAGAGCAGAGAGCGCUCGAGGCGUGCGCGGCGCGACAACUGGCGAACGUAAUGGCACCGAAGAUCUCGGUGCCGAGCGAGACGUUGGAUACGGCAUACGAGCGGUGCCGUGAGGUGACAGCGGAGUACGCGAAGACGUUUUACCUCGGCACAAAGUUGAUGACUCCGGAGAAGCAACGGGCAAUUUGGGCAAUUUAUGUUUGGUGCCGACGGACGGAUGAGUUAGUGGACGGACCGAACGCGUCACACAUCACGCCGGAGGCGCUCGAUAGAUGGGAAGAGCGCCUGGAGGGUAUCUUCGAGGGCAGACCCGUCGACGUGAUCGACGCGACUCUCUGCGACACCUUGGCGAGGUUCCCAGUCGACAUUCAACCAUUUAGGGACAUGAUCGACGGCAUGAGAAUGGAUCUCGUCAAGCCGCGAUACGAAACCUUCGAUGAACUCUACGAGUACUGCUAUCGAGUCGCCGGUACGGUCGGAUUGAUGUCCAUGCCCAUCAUGGGUUGCGACGAGAACUUCACCGGCGACGUCAAGAAGGUUUACAAGGCCGCAUUGGCACUUGGCUUGGCCAAUCAGUUGACAAACAUUCUGCGCGAUGUGGGAGAAGACGCCCGGGAGCGAAAUCGCAUUUACGUUCCGCUCGAGGACUUGAAGAAGUUCGGCAUCAGCGAGCAAGAGGUCUUGCGCGGCAUGUUCAGCCCGACCACUGGCAAGGUUGAUGACCGCUGGGUGGCGUUUAUGAAAUUUCAAAUCGAUCGUGCUCGCAAGGUCUUCAAAGACGCCGAAGAUGGCGUAAAUUGCUUGCACAAGGACGCCAGAUGGCCGGUUUGGAGCGCGCUCGACGUGUACAGGAGCAUUCUAGAUGCGAUAGAGGCCAACGGAUACGACAACUUCACGCAACGUGCAUAUGUACCGAAGGUUGACAAGUUCUUGAUGCUUCCGCAGAGUUACAUCAAGGCGCAAGAAGCCCGCACGUCGUAA
Molecule: messenger RNA, 1227 nt
Organism: Ostreococcus tauri
Lineage: Eukaryota; Viridiplantae; Chlorophyta; Mamiellophyceae; Mamiellales; Bathycoccaceae
Product: Squalene/phytoene synthase
Exons: 1
Coding region: 1-1227 (408 amino acids)
Biological process (GO): carotenoid biosynthetic process
Molecular function (GO): geranylgeranyl diphosphate synthase activity
Source: RefSeq, a predicted model, not a curated record